AUGCAAGGCCUUCACACUCUUCUGGUGCGCGACCCGGAGACGGGCGCCACACCUUCUUGUAAUACCGGGAACGAGUACGACGGGCGCAUGGGCUUGCGUAUAUCGUCCAUCUUCGUGAUUAUGGUCGGCUCGAUGCUGGGUGCUGUGUUUCCGGUCUUUGCACGGAAUUUUGGCACCUCUAAGUUUCUCAGACGCGCAUUUUUCGUUGCGAAGUACUUUGGCUCGGGUGUCAUUAUUGCUACCGCCUUCAUCCAUCUUUUGGCCCCAGCAGAAGAGGCAUUGACUAAUCCGUGUCUCACGGGUCCGAUCACUGAAUACUCAUGGGUCGAAGGUAUCAUCCUCAUGACCAUUGUUGUGCUGUUCUUCGUUGAGUUGAUGGUGAUGCGGUACGCACGCUUUGGUCAUAGCCACUUGGGUGAUUUGGGACAUGACGAUCAUGCGCAUCAAUCUCUUGACGCCCCGCCCGCAACCGUCGACCCCAAAAGCCACAUGCCCGGAGAGGAUCAUCUCGGUCACUCCCGAGAGCAUCAUGACACCGAGCUGGGUGAAAAGAUCUCCUCACUUGAGGACUAUUCCGCUCAGUUGACAUCGAUUUUCAUUCUGGAGUUUGGUAUCAUCUUCCAUUCGAUCUUCAUUGGCCUGACCUUGGCGGUAUCUGGAGAAGAAUUCAUCACGCUCUACAUUGUCUUGGUCUUCCACCAAACCUUCGAAGGUCUGGGUCUGGGUUCCCGCCUGGCAACGACCCCUUGGCCCCGCUCAAAACGCUUUACUCCCUACAUACUCGGAGUUGCAUACGGCCUCUCCACGCCUAUUGCCAUUGCUAUCGGACUGGGGGUCCGUAACAGCUACCCCCCCGAAGGUUACACCACUCUCAUCGUCAACGGAGUUUUCGACUCCAUUUCUGCCGGUAUCCUCAUCUACACGGCUCUUGUGGAGCUCAUGGCUCAUGAGUUCAUGUUCAGUCCAUCGAUGCGCAAGGCACCGAUCCGAACUGUUCUUGCAGCGUUUGGUCUAUUAUGUCUGGGUGCGUUGCUGAUGGCUUUGCUUGGGAAAUGGGCUUAA
Molecule: messenger RNA, 1062 nt
Organism: Aspergillus viridinutans
Lineage: Eukaryota; Fungi; Ascomycota; Eurotiomycetes; Eurotiales; Aspergillaceae
Gene: zrfB
Product: low-affinity Zn(2+) transporter ZRT2
Exons: 1
Coding region: 1-1062 (353 amino acids)
Biological process (GO): zinc ion import across plasma membrane
Cellular component (GO): plasma membrane
Molecular function (GO): low-affinity zinc ion transmembrane transporter activity
Source: RefSeq, a predicted model, not a curated record